CGCCCGUUCAAAGGUGCCAGGCCCUUAUCACACCGCCUAUUUACUUGCAGCCGCCUGCUCAGCAAAACAGCGCCCUCAUCUUUCACCCAACUCUGUCGCGACUGUGUCGCGUUUGCACCGCCUGUUCGAUUACCGAGGCCAGCGGUGGGUGGGAGAGAAGACAAGGAAAAACCCCAUUUUUGGUGACUGCGUUUCCUCCCCUCCCCGUUUCCAGUGUUUAUUCCCCUCCCCCUCCCCCCGCCCCAGCUACCAGUAAGCCGAAGAAAGGGAAGGAGAGAGCGAGAGAAACCAGAGCCAUGGCGCUGCUCUUUUCCGCCAUCCGCGUGCUCCUGGGCCUUUUCUUUUCCGUCUGCGGGGUCGUCAAGCUGACCGAUCGGAUUUCAGGCGAAGUUUAUGAGCAGCUGGUGAGCGGCAAUCGGGGUGUGCAGGGGAAGGGAAAACGGUUUAGCAAUGGCUUUUUUUUGGGUGCGUGGGGGGAAGAAAGGGAAGCGUGCAAAGGAGCCCUCCUCCGCUUUGCUAUGCAAUUUGUUGCAACUGGGUGUGGGCGAAGCUGCGCAGAGGCUAUUAAAACCAAAAAACACCCCUCUUUAUUCCCCACUGGUAUUAAAUCGUGCAGCCGAUCCUUCAUGCGUGCUUGCCCGGAAUAAAGGCUUAUUACUCCCGAGGAAGCACGCGUUUACUCGCAAGGAAGCGCCAGUUAGUUCUGCGGAGGGGAGGGGGAAUCCCUCGCCUGGCCGAUUCCCGGGACACGUUCUUUAAGCAGAGACAAAACGUCGCGGGGUUUUACGGGAGGGAGGAUGCUCACUCUUCACUCAGUGGACGGAUUUACUUACGAAUAUACGUGCCAGAUUUGCACGGUUCAGAGCCUGGUCGUUUAUACUCGGAAGUACGUCGCCUAUUGGAUCCAUCGGGGCUUUUAUAAAAGCCCGCGUGUGCAUUGCCUUUGGCGCGUUAGGCUGCAAUCCCGUGCACGUUUACUUGGGAGUAAGCCCCCUCUCAUCCGUGAACAAAGUGGAGCAUACUUCCGAAUGCACUUGCAUAGGAUCGGGUUGGGCACGCAGAGCAUUGCAAUCCUGUUAGAGACGACAGACAGUUGUUUAUCGUUUUUGCAGUGUCCGCCCAACAAUAAUGCUUCUGCAACUCUUAAUCCCGCCUGUCGGAUUUGAUAUAAAUGCGCGCGCGGUGUGGACGGGCUUUUAACAGUUUUGGAGCGAAAUCUGUGAUUUGGGGAUUACUUGUUGGCUAUUUUGCCAUCGCAGAACCACAGAUUAUUCGAGUAGGUUUAGAUGAAUCGGUUUUUGUCCAAAUCUGACAUCUCCGCCCUCUCCUGGCUGUCUGCUGAAACAGUUUUUUGUUUUGGCGCGAAUCGGGUUGGGGUUUGAAUUUUGUGAGCCUUUUCCGUUUCACUAGUCGAGUUUGGCGGGAAUUCAACAGAAAAGAAGAAAACUCUAGCCAGUACCUCCCCAAACCAGAUUCGCUUGGGUAAACAUGAACUUAUCAAAUGCUGCCUCCUGAUAAUUGAUUCAGUUGUACAAUAGUGUGAUUAGUCUAUUUAUUGAGCCUGCCAUUAAAAAAAUAUAUAUAAGGAUGGACUCAGAAAGCCAAAAAGGUUGUAAUGUGCAAUUCAGAAAAACAAAUAUACGGAACGAUAUCUAAAAUAGUUUGGGGUUGGAUUGAAGAGUUUCAUUCUGGACCUCUCUAAGCCUGUGACUUUAUAGCUGCAACAUUUCCCCACCCAGUGGCUGGAGGGGAUGUCACCAAGAUGUCUGCAUUCUUGCAGGUGGAAAGACACAAAGGUUUGACUUGCUAUCUGUGCUGAAUCCAAAGCAUUGGCCUUGGUGCCACCCCAAACCUAAAAGGGGAGCUGGAUCACGUGUGACUCUUCCACUUUAAGUUCGGCCUGUAUAUGGGUGUACAUAAACCCACUGCCAUGUGUACCACUGCCGCUUUCGGCCUCUCUGAAAACGCUUGAGUAAUGAGAUGCAGCUUCAUGAGGGAUGGAAGGAUCUGGCCAUGUCGGUUCUCUCAUUUCUCAUUUUUGCAGUCUUAAAUUCAGUUCUCUACAUUUCUGCAGCAAUCAUUCAUUUUAUUUUUAAUCCUCAUGAAAAUUAUUUAUAAUUUUCAUACAGAUUGCUACUAAUAAACAUAUUAAUGUAUUCAGUUUACUAAUAGGCACAUUUUUGCAAAUUCCUCUAAUAUAAUUCAUUUCUGCAUGUUAUUUUCACUAAUACAGUAUAUCGGUUUGAAUGCACACUUCUCUCUAAUAUGUGUCUGUUGAAAAGGUGUCUGUUCUGCCAGGUCUGCGCAGGCAAUCAAGAAUGCAUCCUUCCACAGUGUUUAAUUAUCACUGUUUUUAUUUUUUAUGGCUUUAUUGGAUGGUUUUUAUUACUCUGGGAUAGCUCAGUUGAGACUCUUAAUAUCAGGGUUGUGGGUUCAAGCCCCAAAAGAUUCCUGCAUUGCAGGGGGUUGGAAUAGAUGAUCCUAGUGGUUCCUUCCAACUCUAUGAUUCUAUGAUACUUGUAUACCAUAUGAUUCUGUGGGGACACGCUUGCACCAUUUUGUGGCCCUGUCACUUUUUCUGCUCUUUUUGAUGUGGCAGACAUUAUGCCCCCCCAUGGCAUCCAUUUUGUGUUAUGCCAUGUUCCCGUGGCAUCCAUUUUGUGACCAGUGCCCAUAACUUUCUCAACAUUCCAGGUGUGCCAACUAGCUCAAAAUAGGUUGGUGCCCUCUUGAUCUAGAGCAGUGUUUCUCAGCCUUUGGGUCUCCUGCUGUUGUUGGACUACAACUCCCACCGUCCCUGACCACUGGUCCUAGCUAGGGAUGACAGGAGUUGUAGUCCCAACAACAACUGGGGACUCACAUUUGAGAAACAUGGACCUAGAGAGUAACUUGGAGGAGCCAAGUACUCACUGGAAAAGGAGGGGCACCUGCCAUUCACCCCUUUGCAGCCAUCUCACUCAUGGACCCACUUCCUAUUUCUGGGGAUGUUUGCAAGGUGGGGUAACCACUAAACCACCACCCAUUUAACUCUUUACACUUAUCAAUUUAUGGAUUUAUUAUAUUUAUAUCCCACCUUUCCUCCAAGGAGGUCCUAGGUGGGCACCCUAAACACUACACCACACUGGCGCUUUUUAAACUCUUCUCUCUAUUCCAGAAAUCGCAAUUUGUGCAGUUUGCCGACGCCUUUCCUCUGAAGGAGUUUGGCUACAAGCCAGAGCCGAUCCAGUACCUGGAAACUGUGGGCUGGAUAGAACUGGCGGCUGGUUUGCUCAUGGCCUUUGGGCCUCAGCUGCUGCAGGAAAUCAGCAAUUUUGUGCUCACGAUCGUCAUGAUAGGUAAGAGCUGUGCAGGGGUCGGCUGUUUCCCUUCUGCAAGGUAGAGAGGGGCUGCUGGAACGUAGGAAGCUGCCUUUGUAUAAGUCAGACCAAUGGCCCUUCUAGGUCAGUAUUGCCACUCUCCAGGCCUUCAGGCAGGAGUCUUUUCCCAGUGCUCCCUGGAGAUGCCAGGGACUGAACCUGGGACCUUUUGCGUGCAAAGCAAAUGUUCUGAAACUGAAGUACAACUGUUCUUCAGGAGCUGAAGUCUGGCUGAAGGCCCUCGUUCUUGAGUGUUUCUGAUCUCAACUGCAGAUGAGGCUGUAUUGGGGCUGAAAGCAACAGUGUGUUUUGUUUUUCAAGUGUAUGCUUAUAAAUAAUGGGUGUCAGCCAUAUUGGUUUUAGGGUUAAACAUAGUAUAUCACUUUGGUCAGGAAUGGGGUACCUGUGACCCUAUAGAUGCUGUUGGACCUCAACUCCCAUUGGCCAUGCUGGUUGGAGCUGAUGGGCUUUGGAGUCUGCCAACAUCUGGAAUUAUUCUCUGGCUUUAGUAAAAGCAGAUUUCAGUUCAGCAGGUUCAACUGUGUUACAGAAGCAUAGAAGUCUGCAUUUUUCGCACAUAGCUUCAAAACCAAGGAAAUCCCUCUUAUUACUUGAGUUUCAGCUCUGUCCUACCUCAUAAAAUUGUUUCUAAGGUAUUCAGUUGAUCUUGCUUGGGAAGCAGUGCUGCCUCAGUGCAGAGAUGCUUGCUUUUCGUCUGCUCAACCUGUAAUUUAAAAAAAUAAAAAGGACAAAUGGCACCAUUUUCUCUCCUCACAAGGAAACUGGCUUGUAAUGUAGCUCUUUAGUCCCUAUUAUUUACAUGUUGAUGUUUUAUUUGGUUACAAAUAGUAAACGUGACUCUAUUAAAAGCUGCCCAACUUCUGCGCAUGACAAAGUGUGAGUCUGUUUGUGCAUGUUCCAGUAGGGGGCACCAGAAGCUAAUUAGUUAUCCAUGUUGCUUGCUAAUUAAGCCACUGCUUUGCAAAAGUUCCUCACGUCAACUGGGAAAUUCUAUUUUUAUUCAAGACCCUGACCUUAAUUAAUGCUACGCACACUCGUCUUCAUGAUGAUACCAACCGCCUGGAACCUUUUAAAAAAUUAUUAUUACAGAUGUACCAUUUUCCUAGUUUUGGGUAAUUGACUACUGAUAUAAUCACUCCUGGCUCCCUUAAAGCUGCAUUUGGAUUUUAUCAGGCCCCUGAGUUCCUCUGGGUAAAACUGACUGAAGGAGCAGGAGAUCUAGUCAGAGGGUGGUGGUGGUGAAGGGAAAGCUGGACAGCAACUGGGUGAAGCUGUUUUGUAUAUCAGGACUGGCAAACAGAAGGAUACAUUUUUCUUCUAUACAUCAGCAUCAUUGUGCGUAUGAUGUUUUGCAGAGUUUCAUGUGCCAGAAAAAGCAGGCCCCUGACCCAGGGAACAAACAGCCUGAAACCACAAUCCUAUGUAUAUUUGCUCAGAAGUCCCAGGGAAGGUUUACUGGGUUUACUUCCAAGUAAGCGUGCAUAGACUUAGGAGCUGAAGGUACUUCUAAAGUUUUCUAAAGCAGAAAAAGUAGGAUCCCUGCUUUAUAAGGAUGUCAGGAGACUGCAUUAUCUAGCUGUCUUCAAUAUCUUUUUUUAAAAUCGCUUCUACAGUGGGUCUCUUUUUACUCUUGUUGAUUUAUUUUUAUGCAUCUUAGUUUUUGGUUAAAAUUUGGCACGAUGAAGAAAGAGAUGCCUAGGCAGGAAGUAUUCCUGCCAAGGCAGACGAAGUGAUUUCACAGAGUUCUCUCCAGCAAAUUUUACAGGAAAGCUAUGUAAGCCUUAGUCCCUUCAUGUGCCUCUCUGGCAAAACAUGAAUGGGUUUGAAUGCAAUAAUGUCCCACAGGUAGAUCCAUUAAGAUUAAUGGAUCUAAGUUAAUGAUGGAUCUAAGUUAACGAUGCCCCAAAACAGGUGAAAGUUGAGGCUAGAGAUUGCCGUGGUUGGAGAGUCUUUUGGCCAAUGAAUCUCCUGCUCUUUUUGCAAUUUUUUUUUAAAUAUUUCCCCCUUUGUCUCUUUGCAGGUGCCAUCUACAGCCUCUUGGUUUUGAAGGAGCCCAUUGCCAUGUGUGCCCCAGCCACUAUCUCCCUGGGUCUUCUGCUUCUCCUCAAUAUCCGGGGAAGAGGGAGACCCACCAAGUCAAAGUUUGAGUGAGGGGGUGUCGAACUGGAGAGGGCAGAAGGGGAGAGUUCGGAAAUGGCAGCAAAUCUCUUGUUGGCCCUUUUUUGUCUGUGUGCUUUCCACCCCUCCUCCCCUUGCUCGGUCCCUUUUAACUUGGUAUAAACUGGGUCCUGUGGGUGUAUGAUCCAGGGGGUGUUUGUGACCUUGAAAUCACCAUAGAUCGGGGGAUGAAGCCCCUUUUCAGCCCAGGGGCCACAUUCCCUCCUGGGUGACUUUCUGAGGGCCAUAUGCCAGUGGUGAACAGGGACCACAGGCAAAAGCGGGCACAGCAACAAAUGAAGUUUUUACCUUUGUACUAUAGGUUAAUUUCUACACACGCUCACAAUCCCUUCUUUACCCUCCAUCCAGACAAGCCAGAGACAAUUGUCAGACUUAAGGGACACAUUUCAAUCAGGCAAAAAUGGGUGUGAAGCAGAGCCAGUGAGGGCUGUGGGCGGGGUGGGGGCGCAACCAGCAGAGUCCUAAGGGUCCCUACUCCUGCUUUAAAUCGAUGGCAGCUAGACUUUGGGUCUUUCUCAGUUACCCUGUUCACCAGUGUUCUUUCCCAUCUUAGGCCUGGCGUAAGUGCUAAAUUAGCCGGGUGCUGCCUUAAUCUUUGAAUUUCAUAGCUUGGGGAAGCGGAGGAAGGAAAUGGAAGGGGAUGUGUGAAAUACAUUUUGGGUAAUCCUUGGGAGAAAAUAGAAGCACACUUAAAAGCAACAACACUUGGCACAGGGCAGUCCCUUUUUUGGCUCAGGGCAAACCAUUUCUGUGGGGUUCAUUGAGUGGCACUGAAGGAUUUUGUUGGCUACUAUGUGAGAGAAGCAGCUGCCCCUACCACUGAUCUGUGGUCUGUCUACUAAGAUACAGCUGCUUUCCUUUAAACAUCAGAUCAUUGGUCCGCCUAUCUCAGUAUUGUCUACACUGACUUGCAGUGGCUUUCAAGGAUUUCAGGUAGGACAUUCCCAGCCAGGAAUUGAACCUGGGACCUUCUGCAUCCCAGGCAGAGCCAUGGCCUUUCCCCCAGUAUUUGCCUGCUGGGAGAGUGGUUCUCAGCAAGCCUGCCUCUGGAAAGGGUGACAAAUGAUUUCCUGCACUUAUAUACUCUUUGGCAUUCAUGAUGAACGUGGGCUGGGGAGGAAGUUCGCCAGAAGAGGAAAAGCUCUCACCCUGCUGUGGACCUCUUAAGGUCCCACCAUCUCCCCUCUCCACCUGCCUGUCCACUGAGAUGGCCACCAGAGGCUCUUAUGCAGGAGAUCUUUCCCUCAGGGCAGGAAUAUGGGGACCAGCUGAGGCUCUCCAGCUGCAAUCCCCUUCACCCCAGUCCUUUUGCCAUGCUGGCUGGGGCUGAUGGGAGUUGAAGGCUAGAAAACAUCUCCAGCGCCACAGGUUCCUGCCCCUGUUCUAGAGAUUAGGCAUGAAAUGAGCAGAGGUUGGAUUUUUACUGUGGUUGCUUUCUGAUUAUCAGAGUCCUUUACUAGACAGGUGCACAAGGCACUGUAAUCUAAGAACCAGCCAAAGUCCAUCUUGUUUCAGUCAUUAUAUAUUUUUCUGGUGCUGGCUUUACUGAUCCGCUUUGGCAAUGUUUUUCUGUUUCUUUUGACUCCUUGGUGAUUAAAGUGUUGACUGAUUUUUAAAA
Molecule: messenger RNA, 7173 nt
Organism: Podarcis lilfordi (Lilford's wall lizard)
Lineage: Eukaryota; Metazoa; Chordata; Lepidosauria; Squamata; Lacertidae
Source: the annotation of a GenBank genome assembly